AUGCGUAUGACUCGUGCAGCGCUGCGAGCGCAGACAGCCGAAGUCCCGAUUCACGAAGAUGGCGAUUCCAGCUUCGAAGCACCUCUGAGCGACUCUAAGCAAGACGAUCUGCCGGUGCUUAAAGAGAUCACCAAUGCGAACAGCAUCAUCAAGACUCCUGCUACGCCGUCAAAGUCUGCAGUCGUCAGUCCCUCCUCCGAGCACAAGCAACCUAUCAACAGCGCUACGGCCCAACAGACCGACGUAGUAUGUCACUCAAACGACUCUACUGUCAACCCGGACAUCGUGAGCAGCUCCGACACCAAUCUGGAAGAUGCACAGAAGGAAGAAGAAUCAGGGCAGGGCCUGGCCGAAUCUGACGCACUUUCUGUCUCACCUUCCCUUGCCGAGCCUGCUGCCGACACUGCCGAUCGCUCUGUCGCAGUCGCGAAGACGCCCAAGUUCGAUCCUACUGCUAACGAUGCGGCUGAGGUGGCAAUGAAGGACCAAGACGACUCUUUUGUGCAAUCGAUCAAGACCAGAACUCCAGCACGGGCUGCCGUAAGCAGCAAGGAGGAGGACGAGGACUCGUUCGUGCAGAAGAUCAGCUCGCGAACACCCCGACGCACCUCGCGCAUCGAAGACUCGGUCGAAGCGAUGGACGCCCUCGAGGACGCGAUCGAGCAAUUCUCAGAAGAACUUCCAAGUCUCGACGCGUUGCGCAUCGAUUCUCCUGUCAAGGAGCGUACCGCUGUUUCGCCCAGAGCGCAGCCGAAAUCCACUCUCAACAAGCUCUCCCUUCCUCCUACCGCAAGCACAAGCAGAAGCAAUUCCAAGUCGUCCUCCAAAUCGCCUGUUCGGGCCAAUGGUACAAUGUCUGUCAACAAGACCAAGCCUUCCACGAUUCUGCCUCCCCCAAGUCGGCCCACUGCUGUCAAAGCACAGCGUACACUGCCGGCGGCUGCUGCUACUAAGACCAAGGGUACACUGCCUCCAACUACUGCUGUCGCCAAAAGAGUCGCACAGAUUGAUGGCAGAGCUUCAAUGUCGUUCUCGAACUCUCCUCUCAAGACCCAGCCGAAUAUCAAGAAGAGGACGACUAGUGGCACUCUGUCAACCAGUCGGCCAGGUUUUGUGCCCACGAAGUCCACUAAAGCGCCUACAACCUCCACAUUUGUCCUGCCGGGGGACGUCUAUGCUGCCAAAAUGAAAGCCGAACGAGAAGCAAAGAAGGAAGCAGCCGAGGAGGUGACAAAGUUCAAGGCAAAGCCGGUCCCGACCAGUCGAUCCAGCAUAGUCCCACGACUGAACAAAGCUAGCCAAGCCCGUCUGAGCGUCGCAGUAGGAGGCACCGCAGUGAAGGAGACAGACCCAGCCAACAAGCGAAUCUCUAGUCUCGAUCUGCCCAAGGUUAGGAACCCAUCAAAUGCAGGCGUCAAGCGAGCUUCCAGCGUUGUCGCCAAGCCAUCUCGAUCAACAUCCAGAGAGCCCAAGUUUGCUGCGAACGUCCCUAGAGUGGCGUCGCUCACGAGCAAGCCUGUCACACCAGCACCGGUCCCCGAAAUGGUACCUGCACAGAAGAAGGCCUCUGGCAAGGAAGUCUUGGCACGAUCCAAGUUGGAGUUGAAGAAGCAGGAAGAUGACAAGCGUCAGAAGGAAGAAGCGGCUCGCAAGGCUCGUGCCGAAGCUGCAGAGAGAGGUCGAUUGGCAAGCCGCGAGUGGGCGGAAAAGAAGGCCAAGAUGGCGGCGGCGCAGAAGGCAGCAGGAAAGUGA
Molecule: messenger RNA, 1752 nt
Organism: Cyphellophora attinorum
Lineage: Eukaryota; Fungi; Ascomycota; Eurotiomycetes; Chaetothyriales; Cyphellophoraceae
Exons: 2
Coding region: 1-1752 (583 amino acids)
Source: RefSeq, a predicted model, not a curated record